Messenger RNA from Closterium sp. Naga37s-1, 1002 nucleotides. The record is from the annotation of a GenBank genome assembly. NCBI's taxonomy places the organism in Eukaryota, Viridiplantae, Streptophyta, Zygnematophyceae, Desmidiales, Closteriaceae.
AUGAGCUGCUGGUUGACUCGCACGACCAGAGAGACCCAUCGGUUGGUGGAGGCGAGCCUUCAUGAGACGCCCACGUAUGGCGGCUGGGUGGACGGUCGCGGCCCGCGCUACUGCCCAAGUAUCGAAGACAAGGUGAGGAGGGGUGGAAGGUGGGGGUGCAUGUGUGCGCGCGUGCUCGUGCGCGCGUGUGUGCGAGUGACUGUGCAAGUUGUGCGGGUGAGAGAGGGCGUGUGGAGGCGGAGGGAGCAGAUGAGCUGCCGGUUGACCAGAACUACCAGUGAGACCCACCGGCUGGUGGAGGCGAGCCUGCAUGAGACGCCCACUUAUGGCGGCUGGGUGGACGGGCGGGGGCCACGCUACUGCCCGAGUAUUGAGGAUAAGGUGAGGGCGUACGCGACGCCCACGUAUGGCGGGGAUUCGGAGUGGCACCAGAUCAUGUUCCCCUUUCUGCUCGCUGCUGUGCUGUUGCCCACUUGUUUCAUUUCAUCCCCACAGACAGCACAGAUAGUGCGGUUCAGGGACAAAGGAGUCUUACCAGAUCUUCACUCAAGUCGCCACACUCAAGCAUCCCACUCUCCCUUGCCCUGCAUGCGCCCCACAUUCACCACAGAAGUGCAAUUGAAGGACAAGGAGUCCCACCUGAUCUUCCAUGCGCCCAAUGUCUCAGUCACGUCCUCUGCCCCCUGCUGCCCCUUUCUGCCCCUUUCUGCCCCUUGCUGCCCCUUUCUGCCCCUUGCUGCCCCUUUCUGCCCCUUGCUGCCCAUUUCUGCCCCUUGCUGCCCCUUUCUGCCCCUUGCUGCCCCUUUCUGCCCCUUGCUGCCCCUUUCUCCCCCUUGCUGCCCCUUGCUUUGCUGCCCCUUGCUGCCCCUUUCUGCCCCUUUCUGCCCCUUUCUGCCCCUUGCUGCCCCUUGCUGCCCCUCGCUGCCCCUUGCUGCCCCUUUCUGCCCCUUUCAGCCCCUUUCAGCCCCUUUCUGCCCCUUUCUGCCCCUUGUUCCAUCAUAG